Canis lupus familiaris (dog) is the source of this 7466-nucleotide messenger RNA. It is a transcript of the gene LRRC14B, whose product is annotated as leucine rich repeat containing 14B. The transcript has 4 exons. Gene Ontology annotation, cellular component: cytoplasm. The record is from RefSeq and is a predicted model, not a curated record. Lineage: Eukaryota; Metazoa; Chordata; Mammalia; Carnivora; Canidae. The coding region runs from base 1925 to 3412 and encodes 495 amino acids.
GGGGGAGGGGUCAGCGGUGCACCUAUGCAAUUAACUCACUUGCCUUUAUAGACUUCCAAAAGUCUUUAAACACAUUAUAGUUUUUCUUUAAUCAAAAAAACAUCAAAAAUUUUCACUUUCACCUAAAACAUCACAGGAAACAGAUUUAAAACAACCAAGCAAACAAAACCUAGAUGAAACAAAAUAUAAAUAGACAAAAGCAUAUGACAUGAGAUUUUAAGACCUAGGACAUCUGCCACCACCAGUAGUGACCUGAGACGGGACUGUGAUGUGAGCCCCAUGGUCGUUCCCAUCUCUGCCUGGAGGGCACCCGGGAGCCACGUGGGGAGCCUGCAGACCCCCAGAGGAGGGCAGCCCGGGGGAGCCCCGUGUAGCAAGAAGUCUCCAAGGCCUGGGUCCAGCAGAAGGCUGGUCAGCACCGCACCUGAGGGGACUGCCCAGGCUGGAGCCUCUGGAGGACUAAAGAGUACCCCACACACCUGCUCCCAGCAGCACACGGGCAGCAGCUCCAGGGCAGUGGCAGGUCCUCCGAGGGCAUGCUCAGGACACCAUGUUGGACUGAACACCCCUGCUGACCUGCACCAGGUCAUGAAUGCAGGGCAUGUACAGGUGAUCUAACUGCAUCCGAGAGCAAAGGUUAAGGAGAUUUAUAGGAUUACACACAUGUUUGGCAGCCAAUGGGGUAGAUUUGCACUGUCUGAUGCAAGGAAGUAGGAAGCGGAACAUGACAAGGGCAAACAGGCGAAACCAGCUGGAACCGAUGGGGUUGUUAGAAUUGGCCUUCACACCAUCAUUCUGUGUCCUUCUGGCCUUCACACCAUCAUUCUGUGUCCCUGACAUCUAGAACGUUACAUCACAGCAGGGAAGGUGGGACGGACUAAACUUAGCACCAUAACAGGCUGUAAUCAUUAAGGUGAGCACCUCCCUGGAUAGAGUUAACAGCGCGACUUAACAGAAGAAAAGCUUAGUGGAGACGUAUCAACACGACACAGAAUCACCAAGUCAAGGAAGAAGAUCAGUGAGCUGUGGAUGACUUGGAGUGGCUUAACAAACACAUAACAGAGUCCCCAAAAUGGAGAGAUGGCAAAACUUUGAAGGAACUAUGGCUUAAUAUUUCCCUGACUUGGUGACAGGUGUCAGCCUACAGGCCCAGAGGAGACCCAUGAGCCCCAAGCACGCAGGCUGGAGACACAGUGACAGACAGAACAUCUGGGAAGUGGCCAGCGAGAGCCAGCUGUCUGGCGCGCGAGGAGGGUGGCGGCAGCAUCUUUGUCACCACACAUAGCUCGCGGGGGGCACGGUUUGCUGCUCUGAACAGAGAAACCUUCAAACGAGUUCAACGUGACAAGGAUGUCUUUCAGAAACAGUGACACAAGGACAUUUUCGUGCAAAGGCUGAAACAGCUCAACCAGCAGACCUGAAAGGUCAAAGGACGUUGUGCAGGGAGGAGGACGGUGACCCUGGGGGGAAUAGGAGGCGGCGCGCAAGGCUCGGCCGCUUACCUAUCUGUCAGGGGCAGUGGCCCUGGGGACAAGCACGGCAUAUGUGAGAACAGCAUCGACGUGCUAAGGCGGACGGCGUGUGCACCUGGAAGGUAUCCAGCCAUGGCGGCCUCUGCCUGGCUCCAGGCCUCUGUGGCGUGGAGCGAUACUGCGGGGCUGCGCCAGUGGGACAUACACAUCCUGGACGUAGGAAGACAGUGGGGAACAGAGGACUAACAGGGGAGUCGGUAGAGGCGAAGGCCAAGCAGACCUGUGGCCGCCGGGAGCAGGAAUGCAGCAUGAGCAGCCUCCUUGACUGAGUACAUGUUACCGGGGGACAGUGGCCUCGGGCUCCCUGGGCCAUUGCGUGAAGAGGGCCACCCGAGCGCCUCCUCUGCCAUCCCAGGAGGGGCUCCCAGCUGCAGCGGCACAGCCAGGACUCCAUGACUGUGGCCCAGCAGAGCCUGGACAGUGUCGCCCACAACCUCUACCCACUCCUGUUCAAAGCCAGCUACUUGCUGGAGCAGGCGGCGGUGAUCCGAGCCCUGAUGGAGCGCUGGCCCCUGGAGGAGUUCCGGCUGAGCGUGCUGCUCGGGCCGCACUCCGAACCACCGGUGGACCUGCGGGACCGCACCUGCAGGCCCUGCCUGGAGGCUUGCGUGCAGGGCCUCGCAGACCACGUGCUCCGGGCUGCGGGCCCGUGGCGGCUGCGCGUGGCUGACCUCACGGGUGUCCGAGAUGUGCAGGUGCAGCAGUGCCCCUGCGGGAGGGCUCUGGGUAGGUGGGGCCGCACCGAGCUGCUGGCCAGGACCUGCUGCCAGCUGCAGGCGGCGUCCCUCGUGGUCCGGCCCCCCGUGCGGGUCCUCACUGAUCUCUUUGUCACAGAGGGCAAUUUCGAGCUGGUGCUGCGUGCCCUGGGGCCUGGCCCUGCCCCGCUGCGCGUGCACUGCCUUUCUUUCCGAGCAGACAGUCUGGGCCCCAGCCAGCUAAUGCAGGUGCUGCGUCUGGCAGGGCCAGGUGAACUGCAUAGGCUAGAGGUCGUGCACAACGUGCGGCUGCAUGCUGGCCAUGUGCAGCAGCUGCUGGCCCAGGUGGGCUUCCCACGGCUGGCCUCACUCACGCUGCCUGCCAAGGCUUUCGACGCACCCCCGAGCAGCACCCUGAGCCCUGACCACGAGGACCGCCUCCUUACCUCCAUCGCCUGGGAGCUCAGCCAGAUGAGCCAGCUCAACGAGCUGAGUGUGGCCUUCUCCACGCUGACAGGAAAGAUUCCGAAACUGCUUGGCCCCCUACGGACACCACUGAGGACCCUGGACCUGGCCAACUGCUCCCUGAACCAUGAAGAUAUGGCCUUCUUGGCAGACUGCACCCAUGCCGCGCACCUGGAGGUCCUCGACCUCAGUGGGCACAGCCUGUUCAGCCUGUUCCCCUCCACCUUCUUCCGGCUGCUGGGCCGGGCCGCCCAGACGCUGAGGGUCCUCACCGUGGAGGAAUGCGACAUCGAAGACAGCCACGUGAACAUGCUGAUCCUGGCCCUGAGCCCCUGCCAUGAGCUGUGCGAGCUCCGCUUCCUGGGGAACCCCCUGUCAGCCCGGGCCCUGAGGCGCCUCUUCGUGGCUCUCUGCGAGCUGCCCAAACUGCGGCGUGCAGAGUUCCCAGUGCCCAAGGACUGCUACCCUGAGGGUACUGCCUACCCCCAGGACGACCUGGCCAUGUCCAAGUUCGACCAGCAGAAAUAUGACGCGAUUGCCGAGGACCUCCGUGCAGUGCUGCUUCGGGCUGGUCGGGGCGACAUCCAGGUGUGCACGCCCCUCUUUGGAAGUUUCGACCCAGAUAUCCAAGAAACAAGCAACGAACUUGGAGCUUUCCUGCUGCGAGCUUUCAAAGCUGCUCUAGAGAACUUCUCCAGAGCACUGGAACAAAUGGAGUAGGCCCUUGAGCAGACUGGGGGGGUGGGGGGGUGCGACUUGCAGCUCGGCUGUGCCACAGCCUGGACAGCCCGCAUGGGCAGUCUUGGCCACCUGCUCCCCGCUAUCACCCGUUAAAGCAUCUCUUGCUGAAGCUCCUAUGAGGCAUCGGCCAAGCCCAGGUGAGAGGAAACCCUGGUUCCAGCAGAGGCCACUCCAGGCGCCUCCGCGCAGUAGAGCGGGGCUGGGCGGGUUGGGAGCAAGGAUGGGGAGCUCAGACGUCUGGCCAGGGUGGAGAGGACAUGAACAACCUGUCACACAACACAGGCCCUGUGCCACAUCUGGGUUGUCCACAGGGCUGACUUGGGUUUGCCUAUUCAUGAGCUCCUGCCCGGCAUGGAACAGGGGGUGUUAAUGGCUUGAGCCCAAGGACCAGGAUGCAGAGUGGCUUCCUGGGCUUCUGCCACUGUGGAAAGCCCUGCCUGGGACAACCCCAUCACCGCUCCGGUUUCCUACCUCUCUUUGGACGCUGACGCCAGAGGAGCCUCUGCUUAGGCCGGGGCAGCUCCUCUGUGCCGCUGAGUCUGGGUGCAAACGUGCUUAACGACGUUUGCCCUUGGUUUCUUCCAAGAGCUGAUUCCAGCAGAGGCUGAGUGUGGAUGAUUAUGUACGAAUACAUAGCAGUGUGCCUUCCUCAGACCUGGCUUUAAUUUCGGUGCAGUUAGGCAUUUUAAAAAAUAUCUACAUGUAUGAAAAUGAACUAAGUUAUCAAGAUAGAGGCUAGCCUUCGAUGGGCCUGACCUCAAACUAGAACCCCAAGUGCUCAAUGUGGGCUUAACUCAUUCUGUGGGAGGGGCUGCCCUCCACCCAGCUCUGGGGCCCUCCCUGCCCCCCGGAGUCCUCACCGAGGUAUCCAUGCCCCCCUCAGGUAUGUCUCCACCCUUCAUGCCCCCCAGGUAUGUCUGCACCCCCCCAGACCCCUUCAGGUAUGUCUAUACCCCCCAUGCUCCACCCACUCAGGUCUGUCCAUGCGUUUCUCCCCACGACCUAGUGGGGCUGCGUUGGGUGUCCACCCCCAAAGUGACCGCUGUGUCAGGACUCUGCUUCCUGGGGAAGGCAAUAAUGUUCCUCCUGGGUCUUUCAGGAAAGAGGGACACCCAGAAAGUGGGCAGGAGGGAAAAAGUGACAUGUGACCAUCCUGCCCCUCAGAUUUGCUCUCUGAGCCACUUCUCCCACUGCCCUGCCCACACUCUGCCAUCCCGCAGACCCAUCCUGCUGCCAAAGUCUCCGAACCCUAUCUCAGGCAUGGAAGUUUCCCUUGCAAGAAGCUCUGGAAAGAGAGUAGAGUAGGUACAGGGCAAAAUUUUGUGAUGAUCUGAUUCUAACUCUAAAGAGUGGAGUGAUUUCAGCUGUUUGUGGCCCACGGGAGAGGACUCCGGAGUGCACGCGGCUGAGCCGGGCACCUGCGGUCACUGGGGCAGGAGGUGGGCGCGCAGGUGUCUGCGGGUCAUGAAUGUUCCCAACAGCCCCACCCCUGGGAAUGGCCCCCCAUAAAAGCCAAGGAGGCUGUGGAGGCACAUUUGGAGCAAUUCUGCAGCCUCUGGAGUGGCCCCAGCAGAACCCAUGCCUCCCUGUGCCAACCUGCUGCCUAUCAUUUCCCCGAUCCUGUGGAUCUGCUGGGCCCCAACCCUGAAGGACUGUUUCCGGCCAUGAUGGGUUUUGGCUGUGCCCACACAGCCUGGGAUUCAGAGGUUCUGACAAUGCCUGCCAGCCCCAGGGAUCUGCCAGGACCCAGGCACAUCCUGUGCUUUCAUGCUGCGAAGGCCUGGGUCUGACACAAACCACAGGGACCGGGACACUCACACGUAGGCAGAGAUGGGCAGAUAGCAGGUGCCGACAGGGUGGAAAGUCACCACAGGCAGCUCCGGGCCUAGCAGCCCCCUGUCCCACUGGUCUCCCCAGAGCCCUGACAGCUGAAUGGAAUGGGGCAGGGUGCGGACCCCGACAGACACUGGGCAACCACCUUCCAAAACACCAAGGGCAUGGGCUCUGUGUCCCCCAAGUCCUGUGUGGUGGAUUAAUCAUCACACCUCCUCCGGGAAGCCAGCACUCCUUCCUGCUGCCCAUCCUGGCAAAGGGGUAGAACAGAUUCAGGGGCUUAUUACACAGCUUUAUGUCCCAGACUAGGGGGACCCUCUGUGCCACGGAUGUGGCCUGAAGUCCUGGAGACGGGGGCCUGUGGCUCUUAUGGUCACGGGAUGCUCUCCUUUUCUUUGUCGUUACGUAGAUUGAGCAGCACCCUGAGGAGCUGUCGCCCACUGGACCACAGGCUCCCAAUUCUCUAUUGCUGGGGCCCCUGGGCAGCUCCCUAUGGGUGGAGAUGCUGCAGCUCUCACCUGGGUCUCGAUGCUCAUCACAGUGAUUCCACCCACCUGCUGCUGCCCGUCCUGAAUCCCAUCAGCCUGGGGCCCAAAACCGGGGCAUCACCUAUGACACUCAGCCCUGGCUGUGGGCAGAGCCCCUUUCAUGUGGGGGCAGCAGCAUCUGCCCUCAUGUGAUAAAUGCCUUCGACAACCCCGUCCAGGCAUCCAUGAGCUUCUGCGCCUCAGGUCCAGGCAGCCUGGCUCUCCUCUCCACUGACGACAGACCACCCGCAAGGAGCCAGUGUCCCGCCAGGACAUCACACACAGGGACACCCCCUCAGAACCACGCCCCACGAGGCCCAGGUCCUGGCAGCAUGCAGUGUUGCAGCCACUGGCUGUGGUGCAGUGAAGGCGUGCGGGGGGGGGGGGGGGGGGGGGGCUCGAAACUCGCCACUUCCCUGCGGUCUGUCUGCACCGACGGGACCUUGACUUGCCAGAAGGUCCGCAGAGGCAGAUUUCCGCAAGAGCUGCCCCAAUGGCAGCCAGUGCUUGGCUCUCGAAGCCUCAUUUUCUUUUUCAAGAUUUCCUGCAGGGUUGACAAAAGCCACACACCUGAUUUCCCCGCACCCUCUCCAUCUGAAUGUCACAGCAGCGUAGAUGCCACUGGUUCCCAAACUGCCACACAGGGGAAUGGAACAGGUAAGACGCAAGCUCAGAAGAGCCAGGAGGAGGAAGGUUAACGCAGAUGUGCACACGUGAGGCAGAGACCCCUGCCCCAGGCUCCUGACACUUGUUGGCCAUUUCUGGGUCCUCUCUGAGGAGGGAACCUGAGGAGCCACGAGGCCCCAAGUAAACCCCCCUCGUCGCUGUGUCGGGCAGCUCGAAUCCAUCUCUGUUGCUGCGGCCAGAGUCCCACUGCAGAGAAACGGAGCAGCUGAGCCUGUCGCUGCUGGAAGAGAGCAGCAGCUUGCGUCUGGCUCCUAGGGCUCGGGCGGCACCCAGGAGGUGCGGGGCCAUCUCUGUGGCCUCCCUGGCUCCAGCUUUCUGCCUGCAGGGCCCAGCAUGGCGUCUGAGCUGGGUGGGGUCCCCUAUGGUCCAUCACAAGACCCCCGAGCGAGCACAUGAACCUUCCCCAGUUCCCUGAGUCCUGACUGCAGACUGGCUCUCAGGAGGUGAGAUGGAGACAGCGGACGCAGUGAGACAGCCUUUCCCUCCCUCUCCUUUCAGUGGAUUGUGAACACUUCAGCACACCUUUGAACAAUCCACACAGAAAUACUGUUCUAGUUUAAUUAGACAUGACUUUUCUUUUCAUUCUUUUUUUUAGAGGUUUUAUUUAUUUGACAGAGAGAGAAAGAGAGAGGACGCAAGGGAGGGAAGGGAGAAGCAGACGCCCUGCUGAGCAGGGAGCCCGACACAGGACUCGAUCCCAGGACCCGAGAUCAUGACCUGAGCCCCCCAGGGGCCCAUAACUUCCCUUCUCAGACACACACAGGUUCUUUGGUGAAGUCCCUUCCCAUCACAAUGCCCCAUCAUCGGUGUGAUGUUUGCAGGGUUACUUUGUCAUCGUGAAAUGUUGGUCCAUAUGCGCAUGAUACACACACACACACACACACACACACACAAGAAAAUACACGACAGUUCCUUAUCUGCAUUUGUGAAGUUUUACGAGGGGGAGAAAGCAUAUUUAACAAAUAAACUGGGAUUCGUUUACAGAA